CAUCCCUCCCCGCCUGCCCGGCUAGCGGUAGCGGCUAGGACAAGAGGCUUGCCAGCCGCUAGCCAAAUGGGUUGCCGCGGGGGCGUUAGGCUGCCGCUCGUGACGCGUCUCUGCUUCGUCGUGCUCCUGUGCGCCUCGUGCCUCUGCUCCCUUUCCCAUGGCAAGAGGACGCCGCCGCCGCGGCCCGCGGUGAAGCCACCGCCACCGCCACCGCCGUCGCCGUCGCAGGUCCCGGCGCCGGCGCCGGCGUACCCGGCUCUCCCCGUCCGGGCGGUGUGCCUGGGCGGGUGGCUCGUCACCGAGGGAUGGAUCCUGCCGCCCCUCUUCGACGGCAUCCCCAACAAGGACCUCCUGGACGGGACGCAGGUGCAGUUCAAGUCGGCGCUGCGGAAGACGUACAUCACCGCCGACCAGGGCGGCGGCGGCGGCGUGGUGGCCAACCGGACGCAGGCCUCCGACUGGGAGACGUUCAAGCUGUGGCGGAUCAACGAGACGACGUUCAACUUCCGGACGCCCGGCGGCCAGUUCAUGGGCAUCGGCGCCAGCGACGGCAUCAUCGUCGCCACCGCCACCGCGCCGGCGCUGCCGGAGACGUUCCAGAUCGUGCGCUGCCCCUUCGACAAGAACCGGGUCCGGAUUAAGGCGGCAAACGGGUACUUCGUCCAGGCGAUCGCAACCGGUGAGGUGAUAGCGGACUACGGCGAGCCCACACGGUGGUCGGACUGGGACGCGUCGGUGUUCCUCAUGACCAAGGUCGGCCAGCAGCUGCAAGGGGAGUACCAGCUCUGCAACGGAUACGGCACCGACAGAGCCGCAUCCGUGCUCAGGGACCACUGGAACACCUACAUAGUUGAGGACGAUUUCAAGUUCAUCGCGUCCAGCGGGCUGACAGCAGUGAGGAUUCCAGUAGGGUGGUGGAUCGCUAGUGACCCCAACCCUCCGGCUCCGUACGUUGGAGGCUCCCUGCAAGCCCUGGACAACGCCUUCAAAUGGGCAGAAAAGUACAAGCUGGGCGUCAUCAUCGACCUGCACGCAGCUCCCGGGUCGCAGAACCCCUGGGAGCACAGCUCUUCCAGAGACGGCACGCAGGAGUGGGGAACAACCGACGCCAACAUCGCACAGACCGUGCAAGUCAUCGAAUUCCUCGCAUCCAGGUACGCGACGAGCCCGAGCCUGUUCGCGGUGGAGCUGCUGAACGAGCCGCUGGCGCCCCGGGCGGCGCUGGACAGCCUGACCAGGUACUACCGCGCCGGCUACGACGCCGUGAGGAGGCACUCGCCGGCGGCGUACGUGGUGAUGUCGAACCGGCUGUCGUCGGGGAACUCGACGGAGCUCCUCCCGUUCGCCGGCGGGCUCCAGGGGGCGGUCAUCGACGUGCACUACUACACCGUGUUCAACAGCGCGUUCAGCAACUUCACCGUGCAGCAGAACAUCGACUUCGUCAGGACCAACUUCUCCGGCGAGCUCGCCGCCGUCACCACCCAGAACGGGCCGCUCACCUUCGUAGGAGAGUGGGUUGCAGAGUGGAAGGUGCCCAACGCGACCAAGGAAGAGUACCAGAAGUACGCGGCGGCGCAGAUGGGUGUGUACGGGCAGGCCACGUUUGGAUGGUCCUACUGGACUGUCAAGAACGCCAACAACCACUGGGACCUGGAGUGGAUGGUCAAAAAUGGAUACAUCUCGUUGAAAGGCUAGGGCUGAAAACAACACUAGUAUGUCUCUAGGCUACGUGAUGAUUGAUCCAUAAGUAACUGUGAAGGCUUUGUAAAAUUGAUCCUGUGAUGUGAUUGUGCAUCUAAGCCCUCGCGGUGACAUCUAACUGUCCAAUAGAAACUGUCAUAUCUGCAAUCAUCAGAAGCUCUGUUCAUGGCUCUCA
Panicum hallii is the source of this 1876-nucleotide messenger RNA. RefSeq names its product probable glucan 1,3-beta-glucosidase A. The record is from RefSeq and is a predicted model, not a curated record. The transcript is spliced from 8 exons. Gene Ontology annotation, biological process: cell migration; actin filament bundle assembly; establishment or maintenance of cell polarity. The coding region runs from base 67 to 1695 and encodes 542 amino acids. Gene Ontology annotation, cellular component: actin cytoskeleton; cytoplasm. Gene Ontology annotation, molecular function: hydrolase activity, hydrolyzing O-glycosyl compounds; actin filament binding. NCBI's taxonomy places the organism in Eukaryota, Viridiplantae, Streptophyta, Magnoliopsida, Poales, Poaceae.